AUGGCUGUUGAACCAUUAUUUGGGACGAGAGCCCAAAAGGCUUUCAUUAUCACAAAGGCCAUUGUGGUAGUAGCUAUGGUUGGAUUAACAUUCGGAAUAGUGAGUGUAGCUCCGCAGUCGAAUCGAUACACAUUGCCAUGCUACUUAGCUCUUUUUAUUCUAGCAGAGAUAUUCGAAUUAAUAAUGGCACUUGAUGCUCUACGAUCACGGAACAUCAUCCAGCUCAUGGGGAUUGUUCUUUUUCAUGGAGCUCUCAUCGUCUUUUCUGCUCUUCAAGUUCAUGAAACCCGUGUCGCUAUAUUUAAUUGCACACCUCCUUGCGCUGUAGAUCCAAAUCCACUAUGGAAUAAGGUCGAACGGUUCCUAAUCGUGGCUCCCUGCAUAAUUGCUGCGUCAUGGUUCUUUUUGAUGUUCUGGAUCAAGCAGCUGUAUGAUGAGUUCGGAUGGGUUAUCUUCCAUGUUGUUGGGGCAAACCCGAAAUUCAAGUCGAUGUAUCAAUUCUAUCAAAUCUUCAUCUGCUUACUUAAAUUCGACUUCUUCUGUUUCGUGGGGGUGACUAUGCAGCUUCUCAUCGUUGUUCUCAGCAAAAAUUCUGCUGAAUUUGGUAUCACGAUCGUCGCUAUUCCUGUCGUUUUGUUUCUUUUGGCCGGUUGCGCACGUGCUGUCAAGUAUGAAGUCAAAUGGUUGAUGACUACGGCCCUUGCAUUGAUGGUGGCUGCGAUGUCUUAUUUGUACAAACUGGUUCGCUUUUAUGAGCCUUCCUCUGAGGAACAGUACAUUUCAACUCGCGCCACAUUAACCGUCUUCACCGUCGUCGCCUUCUUGCUCCUCUUAGCCUCGUUCGCGAUCGGAAUCAAGUGUUUCCGUGACUUUGACAAGGGACUAUCCGAAUCUAAGACGCAUGGUCAGUCUUAUGCACCUGUCAAGAUGCAGUGCUUACCCACCGCCCAAAUCUCAGAGCGCCAGUCAUCAUAUUCCCCAGGUGGCGUUCCUCUUCAGCAACAGAUAUCCAUUGAGUGA
This is a messenger RNA of Suillus plorans, 1020 nucleotides long. RefSeq lists its product as uncharacterized. Gene Ontology annotation, cellular component: Golgi apparatus. The transcript is spliced from 12 exons. Lineage: Eukaryota; Fungi; Basidiomycota; Agaricomycetes; Boletales; Suillaceae. The record is from RefSeq and is a predicted model, not a curated record. The coding region runs from base 1 to 1020 and encodes 339 amino acids.